This is a messenger RNA of Bombus huntii, 5272 nucleotides long. RefSeq lists its product as uncharacterized. The transcript is spliced from 2 exons. NCBI's taxonomy places the organism in Eukaryota, Metazoa, Arthropoda, Insecta, Hymenoptera, Apidae. The record is from RefSeq and is a predicted model, not a curated record. Bases 17 to 5011 code for a protein of 1664 amino acids.
AGAUCAAAUUAGUAACAUGGUGGCACAAAGUAUUGUCAUUUUAUCUUUAUUAAUAACAUACACAUUAUCUGCACCAACUGGAUGCAUAGAAUCUUGUAUUUCUUAUGUUAAACAAUAUCAAACACAAACUUCUGGUGGUUUGUCACAAACCGCGUCACAUUUACAAGGCCUUGACUAUUCAAAACCUGGCACAUGGUCUGAACAUAAUGACUAUGAUAUAGACAAUGGACAUGGAAAAGUGCAUGAAGAACGUGGUCAAUAUGUCACAGGUCCCAAAACAGUAAGAUAUUAUAGGAAAAAUUCUUCUUCUUCUUACAGUACAGGAUAUCCUAAUGGUGAAAUAUUAUCAGAUUUUGAAUAUCAGAAUAAUAGACAUGGUAUACAUUUACCCAAUACUCAAGAAGUUUUUAAUUCUCACAACACUUACAAUCAAAUGGGUAAUUCUGAAUCAGUUGCACAACAUAAGUAUAAUAAAAUACAGAGUCAACAACACACUCGAUCAUCAUACACUAAAGGUGAAAGACUUGAAGAUCUUGGAGAAUACAGUGGAAGAUCACAAGUGAUUCCGCAAAGUACAUCUAACUUGCAUACACAAAUUUUACAAGAACCUUAUCAUUUUAAUGGACAGCAUGGAAAUUGGAGUACAGUAGAUUCUUAUAAAACUGAUGGAGGACGUGGCCAUGUAUUUGAAGAAGAAGGUCAAUAUGUAUCAGGACCUCAAAAGGUUCGUUACUAUAAAAGGAAUUAUACUUCUAGUUACAGUUCAUCUGAUGGAAUUCCUAUUCCUAAAAUCACAAAAAUUGGAAUGCACGAUAUACACCAGAAACUAGAGAAAAUCGAAAAAGAAAUAGGGCAAGAAUUCAAACAUAUUUCUACAGCAGAGGCUGUGGGAUCCACCAACAUUGGACAGGCACAUAUUAGUUCUCAUGAUUUGUCUAUUGAUAACAUGCAUAAUAUAAACAAUAAUAAUUAUAGAAGACAACAUAACCACAGGAAUAGUUUACCUACGACACAUAAUGAAGAACAGCAUUCCUCAGACAUUAGAAAUGAACAUUUACCUUAUAGGAAUCCUUACCAAAAUACUUAUGGUACAAACAGCUACAGUACAUAUGAAAGGCACGAAGAAUAUGCACAAAAACUUCAACCAACUAGUCAACUUAUUAAUCCAACAUCAGGAUAUACUAGUGUACUCAAUACUGGAAACAGUGGUUAUAAUAGGAAUAUAUAUAGUGGAUCAACUUCGCAACAGCAAACAGAUAAUUAUCAGCAGGCAGAAAUGUUAGAUGCACAUCAAUCUAGACAAAUCGCACAGACCCAAACGUUUCUUGACAAUUUGAGAAACAAUGCACAAAGUCAAAGUAGCGGGAUCCAAUCAGGCAUGCAAGGUGUAUCUCACUACAAAGAACAUUGGAAUGCUAGUCAUACAAAAGAAGUAUCCAUACCACAGCAUACCACAGACAUUUCACAUAUGAACCAGCACAAUCUCCAAUAUAAUAAUAAUCAGUAUGACAACAGACAUAAUUUACAUCAAGGAAUACAACAACAAGAUAGUUAUUUACAUCAAUUUAAAGAAGGUGACUUUACCCGUGGUAAAAAAAUGUUAGACAAAUUAAUAUCUGGUGUAGAUACUGUGGACUGUGAUUACAAUUCACAAUAUACACAAAGUACCUCUCAAUAUUCAAGAAAAUAUAAGCGUCAUGCAAAGUAUGGUAAACAAGAUGAAGUGCAACAAACACAAAAUAAAUACAUCAAUGAUGAUCUUACUCAACAAACUUCUGGAAAGCUUGAAUCUGAUGACUUUACUCAACAAACUUCUGGAAAACUUAAAUUAAACCAGGAAUCACAACAAUCCCAUAAACCUUGGAAUCUACACAAUACAAUUCAACAAUUAGAAGAUCUUAUUCAAAAAACGAAGGAAUCUGAUGACCUUACACAGCAAACUCCUGGAAAUACAGAAUUUGAUCAAGAAUUACAAAAAUCAGAUAAACCAUGGAAUAUAUACAGUACAAUCCAACAAUUAGAAGACUUUAUUCAAAAAACUAGGGAAUCUAAUGACUUCAUUCAACAAACAUUUGGAAAUGUGGAAUUUGGCCAGGAAACACAAAAAUCAGACAAAUCAUUGAAUAUAUACAGUACAAUCCACCAGUUAGAAGACCUUAUACAAAAAACCACGGAAUCUGAUGAUUUCACUCAACAAACAUCUGGAAAACUUGAAUUUAGUCAAGAAUCACAACAGUCUCAAAAAACGUGGAACCUACAUGAUACUAUUCAACAAUUGGAAGAUCUUAUUCAAAAAACAAGGGAAUCUAAUGACCCUACCUUACAAUCAUCUGAAAAAGUCGAAUUUGACCAAAACUCACAGCAACCUCAUGAUUCUUGGAAACCACAGAGUGCAAGUCAACAAUUAGAAGAUUUUACACAGAAAACAGGGAAAUUUGAUGAUUUUACUCAACAAACUUCUGGACAACUUGAGUUUGGACAGGAUUCACAACAAUCUUUUCAAUCUUGGAAGCCAGAAAGCGCAAGCCAACAAUUAGGAGAUUUUACACAGAAAACAGAGGAAUCUGAUAAUCUCACUCAACAAACUUCUGGAAAACUUGAGUUUGGUCAGGAUUCGCAACAAUCUUUUCAACCUUGGAAGCCAGAGAGCGCAAGUCAACAAUUAGGAGAUUUUGCGCAGAAAACAGGGGAAUCUGAUGAUCUCAUUCACCAAACCUCAGGAAAACUUGAGUUUGGUCAGGAUUCUCAACAAUAUUUUCAACCUUGGAAGCCAGAGAGCACAAGCCAACAAUUAGGAGAUUUUACACAGAAAAGAGGGGAAUCUGAUGAUCUUAUUCAACAAUCAUCUGGAAAAGUCGAAUUUGGCCAAAACUCACAGCAAUCUCAUCAAUCUUGGAAACCACAGGGUGCCGAUCAACAAUUAGGAGAUUUUACACAGAAAACAGGAGAAUCCGAUGAUUUUACUCAACAAACCUCUGGAAAACUUGAGUUUGGUCAGGAUUCGCAACAAUCUUAUCAACCUUGGAAACCACAGGGUGCCGAUCAACAAUUAGGAGAUUUUACACAGAAAACAGGAGAAUCCGAUGAUCUUACUCAACAGACUUCUGGAAAACUUGAGUUUGGUCAGGAUUCGCAACAAUCUUAUCUACCUUGGAAACCACAGGGUGCCGAUCAACAAUUAGAGGAUUUUACACAGAAGACAGGGGAAUCUGAUGAUCUCACUCAACAGACUUCUGGAAAACUUGAGUUUGGUCAGGAUUCGCAACAAUCUUAUCAACCCUGGAAACCACAGGGUGCCGAUCAACAAUUAGGAGAUUUUACGCAGAAUACGGGGGAAUUUGAUAAUCUCGCUCAACAGACUUCUGGAAAACUUGAGUUUGGUCCGGAUUCGCAACAAUCUUAUCAACCCUGGAAACCACAGGGUGCCGAUCAACAAUUAGGAGAUUUUACGCAGAAUACGGGGGAAUUUGAUAAUCUCGCUCAACAGACUUCUGGAAAACUUGAGUUUGGUCCGGAUUCGCAACAAUCUUAUCAACCCUGGAAACCACAGGGUGCCGAUCAACAAUUAGGAGAUUUUACGCAGAAAACGGGGGAAUUUGAUAAUCUCGCUCAACAGACUUCUGGAAAACUUGAGUUUGGUCCGGAUUCGCAACAAUCUUAUCAACCCUGGAAACCACAGGGUGCCGAUCAACAAUUAGGAGAUUUUACACAGAAAACAGGAGAAUCCGAUGAUUUUACUCAACAAACCUCUGGAAAACUUGAGUUUGGUCAGGAUUCGCAACAAUCUUAUCAACCUUGGAAACCACAGGGUGCCGAUCAACAAUUAGGAGAUUUUACGCAGAAAAUGGGGGAAUUUGAUGAUCUCACUCAACAGACAUCUGGAAAUCUUGAGUUUGGUCAGGAAUCAGAGCAAUCCUUUCCAACCUGGCAUCCUAAUGUGAGGGAUCAGAAGUGGGGUCAUUUGACUCAACAAACUAGUGCACAACCAGAAGAUGAUUUGCCGAAGCCUGCAGAAAAACCUAAACCAAGAUCGAGAUAUUCAAGGCGUUGGUCAACAGUUAAUACACAGGUAUCAAAUCAAGAUAUGUAUAAUAUUAAUAAUCAGAAUAAUUUGAACCUUAAUGCUGGAGAUACAGAUGCGCCAAAUAUUUAUGAAUUACCUCCACAAGUGAAUGUAGAAGGUGAUAAAGAUAAUAUUAGGAGACAAAGUACCAGAGGGGAUCAAGGACAAGAUAAAGAUGUUUCUAAGAAGUUAAGUCAACAAGCUGGAAGUAGUGGAUAUGAUGUUGAAGGAGGAAAUGUAGACCAAGUAAAUUGGUUACACAAAUCGAAUGAUGCAACUGUAGGCUUGCAAUGGCAUUAUACAUAUCAUCCAAGCGAUCAAAGACAAUUCGUACAACAAACAGAUCAGAAGAAUAAGGAAGAUUUGCAGCAGCGAUCAAUACAAACACAAUUUUCUAAUUUACAACAAAAUCCAAAGCAAGAAAAACAAAUUAAAUAUAUAGUUGAUAAUUCAGAUCAGCAGGAAUCACAUUGGCAACCUCAAAACUAUGCAACUGAACAAGGAAUUAAAUCUGUGAGAAAACCAUUUCGUUAUAUUCAGCUUGAAAAUAAAUUGAUGUCUGAUCAACAAAGAAGAGAAAAUGAAAAUUUACAGAAGCAUGUGGAAACUGCUUCAUCUGAACCUAAGCUGCAGCCAAGAAUUUUAGAAGUUUAUGGGGGUGGACAAUAUGAUCCGACACAUAGCGGAGAUAUAUAUUCUGGAGUGACAAUAAACCCUAGUGCUAUACUACCAUCUACAAGUAAUACGGAUCCAUGGGAUAUUCGAGAAAAACCAGAAAUAAUGGUAACAACAACAGAAUUGACAAUGCCACCAUUACCUGUAGAACCUUUAAAUACAAAUGAUACUAAUGAACCACCACGUCCAUCGUCUCUUUGGACAAGAAUUGGCCACAAAAUUACAACUACUUUUGAUAAAGCUAAAGAAAAGGCUAGAAAUAUUUUUGGAUGAACAUAACUUUCAAUUUUUUUAAUUAACAUUUAUUUAUAUAUAAUUUUUAGUAAUAUAGGUUCUUGAUAUAAGCUUUUAAUAUAUGUAAGAUUUACUAAAUAAAAUUUAUUUAUCAGUGUUAUAAUGUACUAUUAUUAUUGGAAUUGUUAAUUUAAUAAUUUCAAGAAGCUGAUGUAGUAUUAUAAAAAAUUCACUGUUAUAAGGUUAUUAUAUAUAUUCUAUAUUGUUAUUUAAAUAAAUGAAUCUAUUUUUUAAAUUCUA